Molecule: messenger RNA, 3479 nt
Organism: Colossoma macropomum (tambaqui)
Lineage: Eukaryota; Metazoa; Chordata; Actinopteri; Characiformes; Serrasalmidae
Product: asparagine synthetase [glutamine-hydrolyzing]-like
Exons: 12
Coding region: 357-2042 (561 amino acids)
Cellular component (GO): cytosol
Molecular function (GO): asparagine synthase (glutamine-hydrolyzing) activity
Source: RefSeq, a predicted model, not a curated record
GUAGAAUAAAGGAAACAUACAGGUGAGAUUUCUUUGUUUUUUUAGUGAAAUCCACCCUUCUACUGUCUAAAACUAAAGAAAGGUUCUGGGAGUGAUUAGAAACUAUUUUAGCCUUUCGUUUUUAGCCUUUGAGCUCCAUUCAUUCCCAUUCAUUGAGAACUCGCUAGCGGGGGCCCUCUGCUGUUUGAGCAGGCCUGUGUUUGAUAUAACGGGUGGAAUAUGAAGAGGCCAGGCUCUCAUGGGACUACGAGGAUACACUCAUGAUUUCAUCAGCCGGGUUGUUCAAGUUAGGACUGUCUUCUCCUCGCUGCUGUAGUUAAACCUCUACAUUCUGCAUCUGUGUCUAAAGAAGAAAAAUGUGUGGUAUAUGGGCCUUAUUUGGGAGCGAUGAGUGUCUGUCGGUUCAGUGCACCAAUGCUAUGAAGAUUGCGCAUCGGGGUCCGGACGCUUUCCGCUUUGAGAACGUCAAUGGUUUCACCAGCUGCUGCUUCGGUUUCCACCGUUUGGCCGUUGUGGACCAGCUGUAUGGCAUGCAGCCCCUGCGAGUGACGAAGUUCCCUUACCUCUGGCUCUGCUACAACGGCGAGAUCUACAACCACAAACGGCUGAGGGAUGCUUUUAAGUUUGACCACCAAACCAAUAUGGAUGGAGAGAUCCUGCUUCAUCUGUACGAUUCCUUCGGCAUUGAGAAGAUGGCCACCCUGCUGGAUGGUGUGUUUGCCUUCAUCCUGCUGGACACAGCUAAUAGGAAAGUUUUCCUAGGGAGGGAUACAUACGGCGUGAGGCCCAUGUUCAAGCUGCUGACUGAUAACAGCUUCCUCGCUGUCUGCUCAGAGGCCAAAGGUCUAACACAGAUCACACACUCCAUGUCUGAACCGGUGAAGAUCACCCCGUUCCCGCCUGGCCACUUCGAGGUGUUUGACCUGAAGCUGUCUGGAAAGGUGGUGUCCAUCAAGCUGGACCGUUUCCAUAGCUGCACAGACCAGCCCCAACAUGCCCUUUAUGACAACGCUGGGAAGCUCGGAAAAGGUUUUGCUCUGGAGACAGUGAAGGCCAACAUCAGGAUCCUGUUUGAAAACGCAGUGAGGAAACGUCUGAUGGCUCACAGGAGAAUCGGAUGCCUCCUCUCAGGUGGGCUUGACUCUAGCCUGGUCGCGGCCACGCUUGUCAAGCUGGCCAAGGAAACUGAGUUGCAGUAUCCCGUUCAGACGUUUUCGAUCGGGGCAGAAGACAGUCCGGAUGCUAUCGCUGCACGCAAGGUAGCAGCCCACAUAGGCAGCGAACACUACGAAGUGAAUUUCACCCCAGAGGAGGGCAUCAAGGCUGUGGAGGAGGUCAUCGUUCACCUGGAGAGUUACGACAUCACCACAGUGCGCGCUUCUGUUGGCAUGUACCUGGUAUCCAAGUUUAUUCGUGAGAAGACGGACAGUGUGGUGAUCUUCUCUGGUGAAGGGUCUGAUGAACUCACACAGGGCUACAUCUACUUCCAUAAGGCUCCGUCACCGAAGGCCGCUGCGGAGGACAGUGUGCGUCUGAUGAAGGAGUUGUACAUGUUCGAUGUGCUGAGAGCAGACAGGACAACAGCGGCUCACGGAUUGGAGCUGAGAGUGCCUUUCCUGGACCACAGGUUCACUGCCUACUAUCUCUCCCUGCCUGAAGAGAUGAGGGUGCCCAAGGACGGUGUGGAGAAGUAUCUGCUGAGAGAAUCGUUCAAGGGCCUGAAUCUGAUUCCAGAUGAGAUACUGUGGAGACGUAAAGAGGCUUUCAGUGACGGUAUGACGUCCACAAAGAAGUCCUGGUAUGCGAUCCUGCAGGACCACAUCGAGUCUGAGAUUAACGACUCUCAGUUGGAGAAAGCGGCCAAGUUGUACCCUCAUAACACCCCCACUACCAAGGAAGGCUUCUAUUUCCGGCAGGUGUUUGAGAAGCAUUACCCCGGCCGCUCUAAAUGGAUCUCCCAUUACUGGAUGCCCCGCUGGAUCAAAGCUACUGACCCUUCUGCAAGAACCCUUUCCAUCUACAAGCCGGACAAGGACGAGUAAUCGGGCAUAUACCAUGAACAGAGCUGGCCUACACACUAAGUACGGAUGUACUUUACAUUUUUUUUUAAUGUAAUUGCACUAUUCUUGUUCAUCACAUCAUCGAAACCAUUUUAAUUUAAUUUUAAUUUUUAAAUUUAAUUUCUGCAGUUUUCCUCUCUAAAAGUAUUGGAACUGAAAUUGUUACUUUUACUGGCAUUCUUUGCAAUUAGUUAGCAGGAGAAGAAAAAUCUAUUUAUUGGUCUAGAAAUGAAUCAAAUACUGUUGUCAGCUUUACAUGUUAAUCUGUAAUAGCAUAUGAUCAAAAAGGGGUGCAUGAUUUAUCCAUAAACGUCACAGCUAAUAUCAUAAUCAAUUUCUAGUGUAUUUACAUAAAAGAGGUCAAAGUAGUUCAUGAGUUAAUCAGUACUGACUCAUUGGAAAGCCAUGGUGUUUGAUAGGCUGCUCAGUCUUGGUUAGUUCCGUUAUCUUGCUUUCUCUCCAUGUUAACAUGGCCAUUUUCUCAAACGCUGCUCACUAAUCUUAACUAAAUACGGUGGCAUUUCAUCCCCCUGAUUGAAUUAUGUGAACCAGUGUGGAGUCUGAGUUAGUUUUCCAAAAGGCUGCUCCUAAAACGGCUUAGUCAGCUUUAGACUGCUGGGCAGUUUUGCAUAUCAGUUCUUCAGCUGAAGCCACUCAGUUCAGGGGAUCAUUAUUCCCUCCAGCACUGUGGGCUGCUAUGAUAAGACUAACGUUUCCCCUGAUUCAAAUCUUAGACUGUACAGCAGGCAGUCUCUUCAGCUGUCCUGCUCAAAAGUCAGCUGGCAGUACUAGUCAUACUACAUGCUUGGCCCUUUUUAGCCACUGGAUGGUACUAUUGCUGCAUUUAGAAAGUGAUGUUUCAAUGAUUUGUCUUCUUUGUCUCCGGGCAUAUAAUCUUAAGAAAGUGGGAAGCCUCUGUGCCUUCUAGUAAUUUUUAAGGACUAAAAAUACUUCUGUAAUUUUCAUUGCAUAAGGAGGAGAAAUUCAAAGGAAAAUGCUUAGAAAAAAAAGGAGUUUUCAAAACUAGGAUUCAAAAAAAAAGAGAAAAUUGUGCUUCUAACAACUACCUGGAAGACCUGGUAGACACCGAAACUGUCCCCAUCAGAUAAACAGCACUUAAAGCUUUCAUCUUUGAGUGAUAGGAAAAUAAUAAAGCUUUACCUCAGAGUCUGGACCUCAGCAUCACUGAAUGUGUUUGGGAUUAUUUGGAUGGUAAGAAUCAGAAAAUGCAACAAACUUCUAAAACUGAAUGCUGGAGAUGUGGGAAAAUAAAACUCUCCCAUGUAUUACUUCUUUAAUUCUCUGCUUGAUAUAAUUUAUUGGAUUGAAAAUAACCUUUUGAGGAUGUUGUAAGAUGUGCAGUGGAUUUGGAGGUCAGAACAAUUCAUGGUUGGGAAUAAAGCUUUUUUCUGUGCUUGA